Triplophysa dalaica is the source of this 10736-nucleotide messenger RNA. RefSeq names its product E1A binding protein p400 (gene ep400). The coding region runs from base 199 to 9210 and encodes 3003 amino acids. Gene Ontology annotation, molecular function: ATP-dependent chromatin remodeler activity; ATP binding. The record is from RefSeq and is a predicted model, not a curated record. The transcript is spliced from 53 exons. Lineage: Eukaryota; Metazoa; Chordata; Actinopteri; Cypriniformes; Nemacheilidae.
AAUAAGCAGUCCAUCGCCAUGUUUCAGACAGAAGCAUCUGUCAAACGUUAAUAAUAGUUUUAUUCAUCUUUAUGUUUGUGAGAGUAUUAACGCAAACACGUUUGUUGUUUGUUCCCCAAGGACAGAGGUCCAGUGGAUGGUUGGAGUGCAGGAGGGUGUUUUUACAAGUGUUUUUUAAUACAAUAAAAGUGCCACACAAUGCACCAUGGAGGAGGCCCACAAAAUGUGCAGAGGACUCUUCAGAGAACCAAGUCUGUCACUGGAUCUGAGACAGAAGACCAGCAGCCACAACAACAGCAGCAGCCGAUGGCGGUUUCCCAGCAACAGCCGGCAAAUGCCAAUCACCCCCAGUCUCCGGUGACAUCUUUUGCCCCAUCCGCGAGUCCCUCCGCUCCACAGUCUCCAAACUAUCAAAUCAUCAUGAGUCGAAGUCCCGUUACGGGCCAGAACAUGAACUUCACUUUACAGAACGUUGGACCAGUUGUUCCUGGGAACCAGCAGAUCACCCUCACCUCUCUGCCUCUGCAGAGCCCAGCCUCCCCUGGCUUUCAGCACCAGCCCCAGUGGAGGUUCGAGCCUGGGUCAUCACCUUAUAUACAGGUGGCAUCACCCUUGCCCCAGAACAUGCAACCCCAGAACAUGCAACCCCAGAGUCCCACCCAGCACAGUCCAGUCCCCAUACAGGCUGUUACCAGACCGGGCGCUCCUGGGUCUGCUCUGGGAGUGUGCGGUCAGAGCCCGACCCGGUUUGUUGAGGCUGGUAUAAUGGUUAGGCAUAUCAGCUUGAGCCCACCUGCAGGUAGCCAUUUUGUGUACCAGGAUGGAACAGGAUUGGCUCAGCUGGCUCCGAACACAGCAGGAGCCGUUCAGCUUUCCUCUUCAGGGACACCGGGGACAAUUAGAGAAAGACGCCUAUCCCAGCCUCACUCUCAAACGGGUGGCACCAUUCACCAUUUAGGUCCGCAGAGUCCCGUCGCGUCUGGGGCCACUCUCCAGACCUUGGGGAGCCCUGGGCACAUCACCACCUCUAAUUUGCCACCUCAGAUCAGUAGCAUCAUCCAAGACCAGUUAGCCCGACCCACACAGGGCAUGGCAGCCCCUUCGAUGACUUCUUUUGGAGUCCCUUCCAGCAUCCCUCCCUCCAGCCCAUCCAUGAGCAACCCACCCCAGGGCUCCAACCCAUCGCUAACCCCCUCGAGCAUGAAGAAGAUGCAGCCGAAGAAACUGGAAGAGAUCGUACCCUCAAGUCCAGAAGUGGCACAGUUGAGGAAGCAGUGCUUGGAGCAUCAUGUGAAGAAGAUGGAUAGUCUGAAGGAGGUCUUUAAGGAGUAUCUGAUCGAGCUCUUUUUCCUCCAGCACCUGCAGGGAAAUAUGAUGGACUAUAUUGCUUUCAAGAAAAAGCCUUGCGUGCCCCUUUCCACCUACUUGAAGCAAAACGAUCUUGACCUUGAGGAUGAAGAGGAGGAGGAAGAACAGUCUGAAGUCAUAAACGAUGAGGUGAAAGUAGUGACUGGAAAGGAUGGACAGACGGCGACUCCUGUUGCUAUAGCUACUCAACUCCCACCCAACGUGUCUGCAGCGUUCUCUGCUCAGCAGCAGUUCCAGGCCCAUGGUGGGGUGGCUGGUGGUAGCAUCUCCAACCCUAUGGACAUGGAGGCUUUCAAACGGCAGCAAGCCAUGGUCCAAGCAGGAGGUAUGCCCCCCAGCCCACAGACGGUCCAGAUUGGUGGGCAGAAACAGAACCAACAGCAGUACGACCACUCCAAAGGCCCACCAGUACAGAACGCGGCCAGCCUUCACACUCCACCCCCACAGCUCCCAGGUCGCCUUCCCCAAGGUGGGCUCCCCAUGACGGGGCUGGCCCUCUCCCUUUCCCAAGGUCAGGCCAUGGUGCUGGACCAACAGACUCAGGCUGCAGGAUGUCAACUCCAGGCACAUAUCAAGGCCGCGCAGGGUACCGGAUCCAUGCUGACUCCGGUCAUCCCGCAUGUGCAGUUGCAAGCCCAGCUUCAGAUGCAGUCAGGACUCCACCUACAGAUGCAGCAACCGCUCAUGCAGACUGGGCAGGCAACUGUGGCGCUUGUGCGACCCGGAUCAGAUGUUUCCCAGCCCGCCCAGCGUUUGAUGUCCAACUCUCUUUCCAACCCUUCUAUGUCUCCUGCCCCGCUCACAUCCGCAACGUCUCUACCAUCUUCACAUCCUUCUGCCCCGGUCCGCACCCCUAGCACUGGCCCAAACCUCUCCACUGCUGCCCAGUCCAAACUCGCUGCAACAAAUGGCACCGCCGGGCUCAGAUUUUCCGGGAUGGGACAGUCUCCAGUCGGGCAGAACUCACAGGAAUACUCUCAGGACAAGCAAGCAGAGCAAGCCAAACUGGAGAGUCAUGUGCACCAGCGCAUCGCAGAGCUCCGUAAAGAGGGCCAGUGGUCGGCAAGUCGCUUACCCAAGCUGCAGGAGGGCUGCAGGCCCAAAUCCCAUUGGGACUAUCUGCUGGAGGAGAUGCAAUGGAUGGCUGCAGACUUCGCUCAGGAGAGACGCUGGAAGAUGGCUGCCGCCAAGAAGCUUGUUCGCACUUGUGCACGUUACCAUGACGAGCUAAAGAAGACCAAGGAGCGAGAGAAGAGGGAGGAGGAGAUGAGGCUGCGGCACAUUGCCAGCACCAUUGCUCGCAGCGUUGACUACUUCUGGUCCAAUAUUGAACAGGUUGUUGAAAUCAAGCUGCGUUUCGAGGUAUAUGACAAACAACAUAAAGUUGUUAGCAUGCCGAAAACACCAAAAAAAGGGCAGUGCGCUAAACCAGCCCAGCCAGUAGAGAAGUCAGAAAAAGAGAGUAAAGUGCAGGAGGCUGGUCCAUCCCGCAAGAGAAAGUCAAGCUCCUCUCUAUCAGAUGUAGAGGUUGAAGAUGAGGAGAGUACAAUAGAAGAACAGGAGGCUACAGAGGUCGCAGCGGAUCAGAAAGCAGAGCUGGCCAAACUGACUAAAGAGGCUGAGGUGCCGUUGGAUGAUCUGGUAAAGCAGUAUGCGGGCGCGUAUGCCGAGGGAUUUGAGUGGCCACAGCCCUGCAGCCAGAGUGAGGACGAAGAUAAAGAGGAAGCCGAUGAGUCCACAUUGGACAGUCCACAUGAUGCAGUGCUCAUAGACUCUCUGCUGAGCAUAGAACAGUACCGUGGGGCUGAGCGAUCAGCUACUGGGGCUGAUGGGAAGCCUGCAAAGGAUAUCGCAGAGGUUGCUGCGGCGACAGACCUCAUUCUGCCCAAAGGCAGCGCCAGGACUGCUCUAACUGGUCAUUUCUCUCCUCCUGGACUUCUGCAUGGCUCUUUGAGGGACUACCAGCAGGUCGGGGUAGAGUGGCUGGCAAGUCUCCAUCGCAAAAAACUCAACGGCAUCCUGGCAGAUGAAUCCGGCCUUGGCAAAACCGUACAGACCGUCGCUUACUUUGCUCAUCUGGCUUGCAAUCAGGGUAUCUGGGGGCCGCACCUGGUGGUCGUGAGGACGUGUAAGCUGCUAAACUGGGAAAUGGAGUUUAAACGCUGGUGUCCAGGACUGAAGAUCCUCCUGUAUCUCGGCAGUAGAAAGCAGCGCAGAUAUAAGAGAUCGAGGUGGUGUGAGCCCAACAGCUUCCACGUGUGUGUGACAUCAUACAAGCUCUUACUGAAAGAUCACGCUCAUUUCUUGAGGAGACGCUGGAGACACCUAGUGCUGGAUGAAGUUCAGCUCAUCAAAAACAUGACAGAGAAACACUGGGAGACUGUCUUCAAUAUCAAAAGUCAUCAGAGGAUCCUCCUAAUCAACACCCCGCUGCAGAACACUCUGAAAGAGUUAUGGACCAUGAUCCACUUCCUCCUGCCUGGAAUCACUCACCCGUACCUCAACUUCCCUGUCAAACCCGGCACCGACCAGAACCAGGACUACUGCCACAAACUUGUCAUCAGACUACACAGGAUGAUUCAGCCGUUCAUCCUGCGUCGCUCUAAAAGAGAUGUCGAGAAGCAACUUCCCAAGAAGUAUGAGCACAUCCUGAAGUGUCGUCUGUCCAAGAGGCAGAAGAGCUUUUACGAGGACAUUCUCAUCCAGCCCAGUGCACAGGAGGCUCUAAAGACAGGCCACUUUGUGAGAGUCCUAGAGGUUCUUAUGCAGCUGCAGAGGAUCUGUAACCAUCCCGACUUGAUCCAGCCCAGAGACACACACAGCUCUUACAUAUGUCAGCCUCUGCAGUACAACACCCCAUCAUUACUGCUCACCGCUCUUCAGCAGGACCAAUGGAAGACUGUAGAUAUGUCUAUGUUUGAUCUGAUCGGUAACGAAGGCAAAUUGACCCGUUAUGAGGCGGAGGAGGUUCUUCCCAAACUCAGAAUGACCAAACAACUGAUAGAAGAGAUCUACAACGCACCUGAGCCUCCACCCAGACCCAGACAGUGCAAAAUCAAACCCAUGAGGUUGUUCCUACCAGUGCAGUAUGGUACUAAACCAGAAGGCCGCCUGGUCCCUAUGACCACCAGCACCGCUCAGGCCCCUCGUACCAAUGCUGUAACUACUGCCUCCACUACUACUACUGCUACCCAGAGUACACAGCCCAGGGGCAAACCGACUCUUACCAGCACUACUUCCACACAGGCCUCAACAAUCAGCUCAUCCGGACCACUCUUAACGGGAGCCGCCCCUAAUCCCCCCUCUACCCCUCUGGCUUUGGGGGGUGCUGUUGCCCCCCAGGCCCCUGCCGCCCAAACCCUCCAGCCCAGCUUGGUAUCCCAGAGGCUGGUGCUCACCUCCCAGGCACGCUUGCCUAGUGGAGAUGGAGUGAAGGUUACUCAGUUGGGCCGCAUCGGCCAGCCGGAGACCCCCGUGACCCUGCAGUUCCAAGGCAACAAGUUCACCUUGUCCCCGAGUCAGCUUCGCCAGCUCACCACCGGCCAGCCCCUGCAUCUUCAAGGUACACUCGGUAACAUUCUGCAGAUUGUGACAGCACCUGGACAACCUCUUCUUAGGCCACAAGGGUCGGCCAUGGUGAUGCCCACGGUGCCCCAGGCUGUUCCUGUCCAAAACUCGUCAGGCACCCCACCUCCUGCCACAACAGUGCAAGGAAGCGGCGUGGCAGUCACAGCUCCAGCAACCACAGACACGGAUACGAAACCUUCAACCAACGCCAUAUCACAAGAGUCAAGUGAGGAAAGAAACAGACUGCUAAAGGAGCGUCUGACCUGUUUGUUUCACGCGAACGGGCGAAGAUCAUCACGCUUCGUUCUGUACGGCUCCGACCUUAUCGAGUCCUGCUCAGUUUAUGAGGGACGUCCUCCGCCUGCCUUUCCCGCUCCCCAGCAUUCCCGCUGGGCCUGGGUGGGCAGAGACAGCUGCAUGAGAGCUCAGCAGACGUUCGUGUCCACAGCCGCUCCUCUUCGCUCUGCCAUCCUCUCCAACAUGAAGCAGCAGGAAGCAGCAGGCAGCCUGGUCAAAACAUUCUCCUGCAUACUUCCUGCUGCUGUGGCCCCUCCCCCUCAGUUGUAUGCAGCCAAUCCCCCGGCCUCGUACAGCCUUGUACAGAAGUCAUUCAGACGGCAGCUGCAGGAAGUGUCCGCUCCACAUAACGCAGAGAUCCGUAGUCUGGCCUGUCCCACUGUGGUCAGCUUCUCAGAUGUGCACAUGCUAGAGAUGGAUUCAGGGAAACUGGAGGCUCUGUCCAUCUUGCUGCAGAAGCUGAGCGCUGAGAACAGACGUGUCCUGAUCUUCACACAGAUGGCCAGCAUGUUAGACAUACUAGAGGCCUUUUUAGACCACCAUCAGCUGACCUACGUACGGCUAGACGAGAGUCUGUCACUGGAGGAGAGACAGGAGCAGGUCAAGAAGUUUAACCGCAACAGACAGAUCUUCUGCACCAUCUUGACCAAUCGCUGCUGCUUGGCCAUGGGUCACGUCUUUGACGCCGACACCAUCGUGUUCUACGACACCGAUCUGAACCCAAACAUGGACAUGCGCACACAGGAGUGGUGCGACAAGAUCGGACGCUCCAAAGACAUCCACAUAUACAGGUUGGAGAGUGGGAACUCCAUUGAGGAGAAGCUCCUGAAGAAUGGCACUAAGGAUCUUAUACGAGAGGUGGCAGCGCAGGGCAUGGACUACACGCUGGCCUUUUUAACACAGCGCACCAUUCAAGAUCUGUUCGAGGUUGAGGCUGGCUCGGGAGAGAAGGUGGAGGAGUUUGUGGUUCUGCACCAGGACCCAUCACCAUCUGAAUCCAUCCCUCCUCACGUGGCCAGACCGUACAUCCAGGCCCUGAACAGCAUCCGUCUGGAAACCCAGCACGAAGAGGAGGUAGAAAGACAAGAGAAGGAGGUGAAGGGAGAAGAAGAAGAGAUGGAAGAAGGUGUGAGUGGGGAGGCGUCACAUUUCGAAGAGCUGGCAGCAGUUAUGGAGCAGCUGACCCCUAUUGAGAGAUAUGCACUGCAGUAUCUGGAGUACCUACACAUCAGUGAAGAUGAACAGAUGGUGAAGGAGCGAAUAGAGGCUGCAAAGAGAACCUGGGAACUUCAGCAACAGCAGAAACUAAAGGUGGAGAGAGAGGAGCAGAUGAUGCUUGAAGAUGAGGAGGAUCUGUUUACGUACACCAGAGAGGACGCAUACAACAUGGAGUAUGUGUUUGAGAAUGAGGAUGGACAAACAGAAAUUAUGCCGCUGUGGACUCCUCCAACCCCGCCACAGGAUGACAACGACAUCUACAUUGAUUCUGUGAUGUGCCUCAUGUAUGACUCUGCACCCAUGCUGGAGUCCAAACUGCCUCCGGUCUACGUCCGCAAAGAGCGCAAGAGACACAUGGACCCAUCAGCUGUGGGCCGUAAGAAGAAGAAGGGCCAUGGAGAAACUGUGAUUCCUCCACGCUCUCUCUUCGACAAGGCCAGUCUGCUCAAGGUCAGACGAGAAGGCAAAGACCAGAAGAAAAACUUCUCUCUGAAGCAACAAGCUCCUUUCGCCAAACCGCUUCCCUCGCUGCUUAAACCAGCCAUGGAGGCCGGACAGGACAAUCCUGAGUGGCUCAUCACUGAGGACUGGGCCCUGCUGCAGGCAGUGAAACAGUUACUGGAGCUUCCUCUGAACCUGACCAUAGUGUCUCCAGCUCACACUCCUAACUGGGACCUAGUGAGCGACGUGGUCAACUCCUGCAGCAGGAUCUAUCGCUCGCCCAAACAGUGUCGUAACCGCUAUGAGAACGUCAUCAUUCCCAGAGAGGAGGGCAAGCUAAUAUAUGAAGCUAACCCAAAAAAGAACAAGACCAAGAGCAUUUAUAAGUCCAAGAACAGUCGUCCUCUUCGCACGUGCCAGAUCUACAUGCAGGAUGACAACGCCACCCAGAUCCAGCUAUACAACAACCGCUUUGAGCUAAUGAAAAUCAUCGCUAGCAAGAGAAGCCCACCCAUUAAACCACUGCUGGGCAUGAAUCCAUUCCAGAAGAACCCCAAGCACGCCUCUGUGCUGGCUGAGAGUGGAAUAAGCUACGAUAAGCCUCUUCCUCCUAUCCAGGUGGCCUCUCAGAGAGCUGACCGAAUCGCUAAAGAGAAGAAGGCACUGGCCGAACAGCAAAAGGCCCAGCAGUUAUCCCAACAGCAGCAGGCCGCGAGUGCCGUCCAACCACAGGGGGCCGCCGCUCAGCCACAGGCCUCUGCAGCAGGAGCGCAGGUCGCGGGAGUCCCCCAGCCCGGAGUGGCCGCUGUCCCAAACACUGCUGUACUGACUGGCACUCUCAAGACUGCUACAGUGGGCACAAGCAUCCAGCCAGCAGCCGCUACAGUUAGUGGGAAUGUGAUCGUGAAUACGUUGGCGGGAGUUCCUCCCAGUCAGUUCCAGGCUAACAAGCGUCUGGCGUCUCCUGUUAUACCCGGAGCCCUGCCUGCAGCAGGAACGGCUACCGCUCAGUUGGUUCACACCCAACAGAGAGCAGUAACGGCAGCUGCUGCCCCGGCAGAGGUCGUCGCCAUAGCAACAGGACAGGGCGUGAGGGCCGUCACCCCGGUGACCGCAUCAGCAGUGGUGUCUAAUAAUUUGACUCCAGCUGUGGGUAUGCAGAUGUCUCAGGGUAAGCAAAUCACACAAGCUCAACUUCAGAUCCUCAGACAGCAACAGUUACAACAAGCUGCAUCUCCUCAGAUCAAAACAGUGGGAAAACCACAGCAGAAGCAGAAGUUGCAGAUGACCCAGCAGCAGGUCGCAGCUGCAGUAGCUGUAGCUCAGGGUCAGCAGGCAUCACCCACACAGCAGCCUCAACAGGUGCAGGCAGCACCAGCGACUCAAGGCAACCCUCAACUAACCGCCGUUGCUGCACCCAGAGCAGGAGCAAUGCUCACCGGAACCACCGUCACCAACUUACAAGUCGCCAGACUGACACGUGUGCCGGCUCCAGGAUCCAUACAGGCUCAGCCAGGUCAAACUGCCCAGGUGACGCUGACCAAACCACCUCCCGUAGUCUCUGUUCCUGUGGUGUCGUCCGCUGGGGUCACGACCCUUCCCGUUACCGUAGCUGGCAUUAGCGUUGCCAUCGGACAGGCUCAGAAAGCAGGUGGUCAGGUGGUCACCCACCCGUUCCAGGUUCAACAUGUUCAACAGCUAUUACACAGACAGAAGCAGCAGAGCCCUGCACAGGCAGCCGCAGUCCAGAAAGCAGCACAGCCAGGGCAAACACAGGCUGCUGUGCAACAAAAGGCCGCUCAGCCCACAGCACAACAGCAGCAGCAGAAAGUGACGUAUGCCACAUCUCCUCAGCUGCAGCAAGGCAUUAAGACGCAGUUCUUUACCACGUCCAUCGCACAGCCUCAGAAACCAGCACAGCAGAUACAGGUUGCUAAGAUUCCUCAAAUAGUACAGCAGCAGAUAGUGUCCUCACCUCAACAGAUCCAGGCGCAACCUCAGACGGUGGCCCUGACCCAGGCUCCUUCUGCGGGUUUGGCACAGGUGCAGGUCAUCCCCGCCGGCACCGCCACGGCCACACAGGUGGUCCAGCAGAAGCUUCUCCAACAGCAGGUCGUCACGGCGGCGGCUGUCUCCCCUCAAAUACAAACCCCACCCCCCCAGAGCCCCGCCCAGCAACAGGCUGUUGCGGUGACCCCUGCAUCUGAGUCUCCUGUACAGCAGGCGGCCACUCCUCAGCCCCAGCAGGGCAAAGGAAACACCCGCACCGGGGCAGCCAUGCGUUCAAAGACCCCUGCCAAACCUAGCGGUGGCAGCUAAGAAGACGGACGUAUGCGGGCACAACAAAUAACAUCCGUUUUCUGUUUGUAAAGACUGUGGUCCUCAACCAUAGAUGUUCCAGUAGGAGGGGCACCAACUGUAACAGACAACAGUUGAAGUACAUGUGACUGGCUUGUACUGUAAGGCCAUCCGUACUAUUUUGACGCGUUUUUAACCCCUCUGUACGUGUCAAGAAGCAAGAUAGUUCAGACUGAAUUCAUGUUUAAGACACUCAGUAUAUGAUGGCUCAUUUUGUACGGAGUUAUGAAACGCUUGCUGUUGUUUUUCUACCACGCUACAAUGUUUAGGUCAUGGAUGAAGUGAGCUCGGAACGUAAACGCCACCGACCUUCUGCAACACUUCAUUUGGUGCGCCGGGAACUCCAGGGUUUUUGGCAUAUCUCAAUGCUUUUUCAUAAUGUUAAGUCAAGUUAUCAAUGUCCCCCCUUUUUUUUAAGUGAGUGUGAUUUCGUCCCUUUGCUGUUUGUGUAGGUAAACAAAAUAUAACCCUUUGAAAUGAUGGAUGGAUGAUGAACCAUGAUCAUGGUUAGUAAGUCAAAAUGGCCAACUACCUGAAGUUUCAUAAGGCUACUGAAAGACAAAGUUUUGUCACUUAUUGCUCAAAUGUACUCAUAGUAAAAAAAAAGGAUUCAUAGUAUAAGAAUUGAGUAUGUACAAUAGAUUGUGUCGUGAUGAUCAAAACCCCCCAAAACGAAUUAUUUCUAUACAGGUUUAUUUAGUAAGUAUCUUUUGAGAAGUGUGACUGCAACUGCAUAGGACACCACAUGAAAAUCGUCUAGUGAUGUUUGUGUAUGUUAAAUGUUUGUGCUCCGAAUGCUAUUUAAUGUCCACGAAUCAACACAAUAAUAAUAAUCCUGCACUGUAGCCAUUUAGUGCCAUUCAAAUUAGCGGCAGCUAUGAAAAGUAUCUCUCCCAACUUGGAAAAAUGUGUCCUAUUUGGAAACAUCUGUAAAGCAUUUUCUCUGUCCUUGUUUUUCUUAUGCAUAGUUAUGCACAACAUCACCAUUCGUCAGUUGAGUCAUACCUCAGGCUGGCUGUGUUUACACUGGCCUGGAUCAGUAAUUCAUAGAUUUAGAUCAAGACAUUUCUCCUUGUUUUUCUUCCCCUCGAUUUAAUGUAUCAGAUAUUCUGUCAACAAACACGUACUAAAAUAUCUCUUAACAUUGUGGCUUCGAGUCAGAAAUAUAACACGUCUUUUUGUAUUGAUGUUGGGUCAGGAACACAUGUAAAUAACGGGAGGGGGACAACUGCAUUUGUAUUUGUAAAGUACUUGUGUAUUCAUUUUUUUUUCAGCCUAAUUGUAUAAAAUGUUAUGUUUUUACACACACGUGCCUCGUGUUUCAAGAUGUAAAUGUACCUUAUAGUCAGCCGUCUCAAAAGACUUAAAACGUCUUGGAUUACAUUAACUCUGUGGUUUUGCUCAGUUUACACACUCUUUGUUUGUGUGAGGAUGUGUCAAUUGUUUCAGCUCAAUGACCAAACAAAAAAAAUGUUUUCCAGUAGAAA